Molecule: messenger RNA, 1900 nt
Organism: Echinops telfairi (small Madagascar hedgehog)
Lineage: Eukaryota; Metazoa; Chordata; Mammalia; Afrosoricida; Tenrecidae
Gene: BSPRY
Product: B-box and SPRY domain containing
Exons: 6
Coding region: 1-1026 (341 amino acids)
Molecular function (GO): protein binding
Source: RefSeq, a predicted model, not a curated record
AUGGGGAAGCUGAAAAAGAACAAGAUGGUGGACCAGUGUGAAAGGCUGCAGCUGCAGAGUGCCGGCAUCACCAAGUAUGUGGCGGAAGUCCUGACGGGAAAGAGCCAGAGCGCAGUGAGCAUGGCCAGUGCAGCACGAGAACUGGUCAUUCAGCGACUGAGUGUGGUUCGCAGUCUGUGUGAGAGCGAGGAGCAGCGGCUGCUGGAACAGGUGCAUGGUGAAGAGGAGCGGGCCCAUCAGAGUAUCCUGACCCAGCGGGUCCACUGGGCUGAGAUGCUGCAGAAGCUAGACACGAUCCGUACUAGCCUGGUGGACAUGCUCACCCACCUGGACGACCUCCAGCUGAUUCAGAAGGAGCAGGAGGUGUUUGAGAGGACCGAGGAAGCAGAGGGCAUUUUGGACCCCCAGGAGUCCGAGAAGUUACACUUUAACCCGAAGUGCACCCAGAGUCCACUGCUGACCCAACUCUGGGCAGCGGCCGUCCUCAGCUCCUUCUCAGGCACAGAAGAUGUGCGGGUCGAUGAAAGGACCGUCAGCCCCUUCUUGCAACUGUCAGAUGAUGGAAGGACCCUGACCUUCAGCGCCAAGAAGUCCAAGGCCUGUGCAGAUGGCCCGGAGCGCUUUGACCACUGGCCCAAUGCCCUGGCCACCACCUGCUUCCAGUCUGGGCUGCAUGGCUGGGUGGUCAACGUCCAGAACAGUUGUGCCUACAAGGUGGGCGUGGCCACAGGCCAGCUGCCCCGCAAGGGUUCUGGCAGCGACUGCCGGUUGGGCCACAAUGCCUUCUCCUGGGUCUUCUCCCGCUACGACCGGGAUUUCUGCUUCUCCCAUGAUGGGCAGCACGAGGCGCUGGGGCUACUGCGUUGCCCGGUCCGGCUGGGGGUGCUGCUGGACUUGCGGGCGCAGGAGUUGCUGUUCUUCGAGCCCUCCUCGGGCACGGUGCUCCACACCCACCGUGCCCCCUUCCCGGCACCCCUCUUCCCCGUCUUUGCUGUGGCCGAUCAGACCAUUUCUAUCAUCUGCUGACCUUUAGCUGCAAGGAGGUCAGGUCCGCCAGCCCCCCAAUCCUGCCAGGCCACCUUUCUACCCGGGACCUUUACCCAAUGCUAUGGCAUUUGAGGGAAAUGGGGCAACUUUGGGAAAGCUGGCCCGUUUCAGAUCUGGCACGUGGCCUUGACGUGCUGGGUAUCUCCGGGCUACUCGCUAAUCCCGGGGCCCCAGUCUUCCAGCCCACCACCACACCAUGCACCUGCUCUUCUGAGUGUCUAUCUCCUUCACCGCUUUAUCCCGGCAUCCAGCCUGGUUCCCGGAGCACAGAGAACCUGCCACCAAAUAUGCGGUAGGUGGGUGGUCUGGCCACCCAGGUUGGCCGACUCUGGGAGCAGCACUGCUGUCCAGCCCCUGCCCUCGGCUGAGUGUGCCAGUGGAGUUCUCCAGCAGAAAGGCCUGGGACUGAAGCACCGUCAGCCCCUCACUGCCGUGCAUGUCAUCUUUUCCACACAAUGGCACAAAUACCUCUCUAGUUCACCUGGGCAAACGAGGCCUGGAGCUCCUGACGCGCUUUCCCUGAACUGAGGGUUUUGGCGGGGUACCCCCUAAUCCCCUUCCAGGGCCUGUCUAGCACCCCAAAGCCUGGAGGGAGGGUUGGGUGGGAAGGCUCAUGCCUCCAGGUAACCAGACCACAACCCACGCACCAGACAGCUGGCUCGGACCUGGCACCCACGCUCCAUCCUGUGCCCACGGGUGAAGGAUGAGCUUUCCCCACUUUGCUGGCUCGGACCUAAUGGCCUCCUCCCUUCAGGUGAGACCUGGUGUGCAAGCAUCCAGCCAGGGAGGACUGGAGGAGUUAGGGCUCCGACAUUAGGGAACAUCUGUUAUUAAAGGUUUUAAAGGAUUUAAA